Molecule: messenger RNA, 2386 nt
Organism: Magnolia sinica
Lineage: Eukaryota; Viridiplantae; Streptophyta; Magnoliopsida; Magnoliales; Magnoliaceae
Exons: 3
Coding region: 272-1696 (474 amino acids)
Source: RefSeq, a predicted model, not a curated record
CCACACCUUCGCUCCCUUGAAAUCUUUCUCUACUCUCUCUCUACACUGUUCUCAGUCAAGUCUCACUGCUUUCUCUUCUCCAAACCUCUCUCUCUCUCUCUCUCUCUCUCUCUCUAUCUCAGAGGAAGAUCUUCUAGAAGCUUCCAUGAGGCAUCCCUUCAAUCCCCCAUCUUAGAUUUCCAUCCCCUUCUCUCUCUCUCUCUCUCUCUCUCUCUCUCUCUCUCUCUCUCUGUUAUUGGGCUUCCAAAAGAGAGAGAAAAGAAGCCCAGAAAUGGAGAAAAAACAAGGCUUCUUCUCAGCACUGAAAGAAGAAGUAGUACGUGGGCUAUCUCCAUCAAGGUCCAGAUCCAAAAGCCCAGCUCGCAGCGCCUCCCCCAUCUCCUCUCUCCUCCGCCGUCGCAAGACCCACCUACCCCCUCCAUCUGAGCCGUUCAUUUCCAGAUCUGGUAGCCUCAGACCCGUCGGUGAGACCCUCACCCCCCUCAUGGAAGGACCCGACCCCGAUUCCUCCCUUUCCGACCCCAAGAAGGAAGGUAGGUGGGGCCACUGGAUGAAGGGACAGCUUUCCAGGGCCCCCUCUUCGUCUUCGUCAUCUUCCUCGGCUUCCGCCGCUUACAAGCGUUCCGAUCUCAGGCUGCUACUGGGUGUCAUGGGCGCUCCUCUCGCCCCGGUGCACGUUAGCACCACCGACCCUUUGCCUCACCUCAGCAUCAAGGACACCCCCAUUGAAACGUCGUCUGCCCAGUACAUAUUGCAGCAAUAUACCGCCGCUUCAGGUGGGCAGAGGUUGCAGGGUUCGAUACGCAAUGCAUAUGCUAUGGGAAAGGUUAAGAUGGUAGCAUCUGAAUUUGAGACAGCUACCAAAGUUAUGAAGAACCGGCAUGCGUCUAGAGCUGCCGAAUCUGGUGGGUUCGUUCUGUGGCAGAUGAUGCCGGACAUGUGGUACGUGGAGUUGGCGGUUGGAGGCAGCAAGGUUCAUGCUGGCUGCAACGGCAAGCUAGUAUGGAGACACACUCCUUGGCUCGGCGCUCAUGCUGCCAAAGGGCCCGUGAGGCCGUUACGCCGUGCCCUUCAGGGACUUGAUCCAAGAACCACAGCAAGCAUGUUCGCCGAUGCUAGAUGCAUUGGCGAGAAGAAGGUCAAUGGAGAAGAUUGCUUUAUCCUCAAGCUCUGUGCGGAUCCGCUGACAUUGAAGGCCAGGAGCGAAGGUCCUGCAGAGAUCAUAAGGCAUGUGUUGUUUGGUUACUUCAAUCAGCGGACUGGGCUCCUCGUCCACAUGGAAGACUCCCACCUCACCCGCAUCCAGUCGAAUGGUGGUGAUGCAGUUUACUGGGAGACCACCAUCAACUCCUUCCUCGAUGAUUACCGCCCAGUCGAAGGUCUAAUGAUCGCCCAUUCAGGCCGCUCAAUCGUGACCCUUUUCAGGUUUGGUGAGAUGGCCAUGAGUCACACCAAGACGAGGAUGGAAGAGGUAUGGACAAUCGAGGAGGUGGCCUUCAACGUUCCAGGCCUGUCAAUGGACUGUUUCAUUCCCCCUGCUGAUAUCAGAAUGGCCUCCAUCAGUGAGGCCUGUGAGCUUCCACAAGGAGAGAGGGGGAAGACCAUGGCCACCACCGCAGCUCAUCGCUCAAAGGUUGCUGCUCUGGAGAAGCCGCAGGAUAACCUUGACAACAUAAUAUGGAGGGUGGAAGUCUAAUGAAUAGGAUUAGCCAAUUUGUUUAUACUGGUAGCCUUAAUCAACUGACAAACAUUAGAUCAUAGCUAGAAGCUGAUUGAAGAAUUUUGGGUCGGCAUGCAUCAUCACCUGUAAAUGGUGAGUAUAGUCAUUCACAGGCUCUCUCUCAAAGCCUCAAAGUGAAUUUUUAUACUCAGAUCUGGGAUCGAAUAUGGAUUUGGUCUCUGAGUGCAGGUGGAGGUUUGUUUUUUCAGCAUACCACCCAUAUGCCCGAAGGGUCGUGAAGGGUCGUGGCGCUACUUUGAUAUCUCAGAGAGAGAGACCACUAACCUUCGAUUCUACUAAUUUUUUUCAUGUAAGCACUGAUGCCCACAGUGACAAGAACCCAGCUGCUGCUGUGUGCAUUGACUCUCAAAUGGUCUUUCUGUUUUUGUUUUUUUUUUUCUUCUAAGUUUUAGUGUGUGUUGAUUGAUUGUUGUAAAAGCUGUGUUGGGUGUGGGAAGAAAAGGGAUAUCUACGGUUUUUAAGAAAAAAAAAAAAUGGGGGUGAAAGAGGAGAAAAACCCAUUUUUUUUUCUUACCUAAUGUAACCUGAUUUGUGUCUUGAUCUGGGUUUCUGGUUAUGGAUUGUGCCAGUGCUACUGAAUGAAGAGAUGUAAACAAACUUGUGUUUUAUCAGAUAUUGAAUGCCUAUAUAUGAUAUUUCUUCUUC